Messenger RNA from Symbiodinium sp. CCMP2592, 2085 nucleotides. NCBI's taxonomy places the organism in Eukaryota, Dinophyceae, Suessiales, Symbiodiniaceae. The record is from the annotation of a GenBank genome assembly.
AUGGAGCUGAAGCAGCACGAUCUCGGUGUAGCCCUGAACCGCGUCGUGCGAAGCGCCGCAAUGGCAGGCGUGAGCCGCGGCGGCUUGUGGAGCCAGCCGCUGGUGCUGCUGAGCUUGCUCUGGCGCGACCGCGUGGAGGUGGACAUCAAGAGCUAUAGCUCUGUGUUCAUUGGCAUCACCGCCGCUGCUCGAUGGGCUGAUGGCCUGCACCUUCUGGAGGAGCUGCGCUGGCGAGCCCGGCCGGAGGACAUUGUGGUGGUCAACAGCGGCUUGAGCUGCUUCGAGAAAGCGGGCGAAUGGCAAGGGGCCUUGCGGCUGCUUCGCCACACGGCCCCGGCCUGGAGGCUAGAGCCCGACCUGGUAAGCUUCAACGCCGCCUGCUCCGCCUGCGAGAAGGGCGAUCGCUGGCUCCUGGCGCUGUUGCUGCUCACAGAGGCCAAGCAGGCGAAGCUUCAGCCCGACGUCGUGAGCGUUGCUGCCUGCAUCAGCGCUGCAGAGAAAUGCUCCCAGUGGGGCCCGGCGCUGGCGCUGCUUCAGAGCAUGGGCUCGAACGCUCUGGAGACCAGCGUGGUGGGGCACAACGCGGCCGCGAGCGCCUGCGAGAAGGGCUACGAGUGGGCGCGCGCCCUCGGAGUGCUCUCGGCGCUGCGGAGCUCGAGGGAGGAGCCUGGAGUGGUAUCCUAUGCCGCCGUCGCUUCUGCCUGCGAGAAGAGGCGGCGCUGGGAGGUGGCGUUUCAGCUCGCAACGGACCUGGAGGCCGCUGGCGGUGCUCAAAACGUUGUGCUACGAGGAAGCCUCGUGAGUGCCUGCGAGAAGGAUCGUCGCUGGGAGAAGGGCAUGUUGCUAUUGCAGGCCUUCCGCCCCUGGCGUGUGAGCCAGCAGGAUAUCGGCUUUGCCUCCGCAACCUCUGCCUGCGAGAAAGCCAAGUGCUGGCGGCAGGCGAUGGGUCUGGUGCGCUACAUGCACCAGUGCGGCCUGCAGCCAUACAUCUUCAGCGCCAACGCAGGGCUCAGCGCGCUGGAGAAGGCGGCGUGCUGGGCUCGCGGGCUGGCGCUCUUCGAAGACUUCGCGUGCUGGUCUCUAGAUGCGACGGAGACAACAUUCUCAGCGUUGAUGAGUGCCUGUGAGAAGGCUCGAAGGCUGGAAACCGCCCUCGGCCUACUCGCGCUUUCGCGGCCGCGAGGGCGACUGCCACGCCCCAGUGUGAUCCACUACAACUCCGCCCUGGCGCUUUGUGCCGGGACGGGCGACUGGGAGCUGGCUCUGGCGCUCUUGGCACGCCUGGAGGAAUCAAGCCUGUCGCCCACCACCGUGAGCCUGGAGCCCGUCGCUGCAGUUUUGGAGUCUCACCAGCAGCCAUGCUUCCUCCCCAGGCUCCUCGAGGAGACCGGCAACCGGGGCACCAAAGCCGUGCUUCAGAGAAUUGCAGAGGUCGAGAAGGCACCAGGCAAUCCCCACUACCGGGGCACCGAGCUCUGCAGCUUCUUCUUGAAAGGGAUGUGCCGCCAUGGUACGAAGUGCAACUUCGCUCACAGCAUCAACGAUCUCAAGGAGAAGCCCGACUUCUCGAAGACCCGUUUGUGCACCAACUACUUCAAGACCAAGUCGUGUCCCUAUGGCAUGAGCUGCAGUUUCGCCCACAGCAAAGACGAGAUGCGCUCGGCGGCGCGUUCGCGUGCUGCCCGCGACAAGGUGAACAUCGACCUUUCGGAGGAGCCCGGAAUCAAGACGCCAGAGACUCGUGAGGAGUUGACGACGCCCAUUCGUCGAUGCUUAGGGGGGCUUUGCCUCGCUUGUCAGGAGCCGAUUUUCAUCUCGAGUGGCGAGGACCUUUUGCGCCGUCCCGACGUUGACUUGGCGCAAGACCUGGCGUCGGUCCCGUGGCUCCGCUACGGGAGUGGUUCCUCCGCGACUCCACCGACCUCCUCGACUCCGCCCGCCUCGAUGACACCACAGGCGCUCUUGCUGCCCUUUUUUACUUUGUGUGUGUGUAUGUGUGUGUGUGUGUGUGUGUGUGUGUGUGUGUCUUGUUCUUUUCUUUGGGGUGGUUCUUUGGGGUUUGGCGGUUGGAGUUUCGGGGUGUAG